This is a messenger RNA of Acomys russatus (golden spiny mouse), 1925 nucleotides long. It is a transcript of the gene Cenpb, whose product is annotated as centromere protein B. Gene Ontology annotation, molecular function: DNA binding; chromatin binding. The record is from RefSeq and is a predicted model, not a curated record. Gene Ontology annotation, cellular component: nucleus; chromosome, centromeric region. The coding region runs from base 45 to 1850 and encodes 601 amino acids. The transcript has a single exon. Lineage: Eukaryota; Metazoa; Chordata; Mammalia; Rodentia; Muridae.
GCGGCGACGGCGGUGCCGGGCCCCGGGGCGGAGGGCGCGCCGGGAUGGGCCCCAAGCGGCGGCAGCUGACGUUCCGGGAGAAGUCAAGGAUCAUCCAGGAGGUGGAGGAGAACCCGGACCUACGCAAAGGCGAGAUCGCGCGGCGCUUUAAUAUCCCGCCGUCCACGCUCAGCACCAUCCUGAAGAACAAGCGCGCCAUCCUGGCGUCGGAGCGCAAGUACGGAGUGGCCUCCACCUGCCGCAAGACCAACAAGCUGUCCCCGUACGACAAGCUUGAGGGGCUUCUCAUAGCUUGGUUCCAGCAGAUCCGGGCCGCCGGCCUGCCGGUUAAGGGCAUCAUCCUGAAAGAGAAGGCUCUGAGGAUAGCGGAGGAGCUGGGCAUGGACGACUUCACUGCUUCUAACGGCUGGCUGGAUCGCUUCCGCAGGCGCCACGGCGUAGUGGCCUGCAGCGGCGUGACCCGUUCUCGAGCUCGAAGCUCUGCCUCCCGGGCCCCAGCGGCACCUGCUGGCCCAGCCACGGUGCCCUCCGAGAGCAGUGGUGGGAGUACACCCGGCUGGCGCACGCGGGAGGAGCAGCCACCGUCGGUGGCCGAGGGCUACGCCUCGCAGGACGUGUUCAGUGCCACCGAGACCAGCCUGUGGUACGACUUUCUGUCCGACCAGGCCUCGGGGCUGUGGGGAGGUGAUGGACCCGGACGCCAGGCCACCCAGCGACUUAGUGUUUUGCUGUGUGCCAAUGCUGAUGGCAGCGAGAAGCUUCCUCCCUUGGUGGCAGGCAAGUCCGCCAAGCCCCGUGCAGGCCAAGGUGGUCUGCCCUGCGACUACACUGCCAACUCUAAGGGUGGAGUCACUACCCAGGCCCUGGCUAAGUACUUGAAAGCGCUGGACACCCGAAUGGCUGCAGAAUCCCGUCGAGUCCUUUUGCUGGCCGGUCGUCUGGCUGCCCAGUCCUUGGACACCUCAGGCCUGCGGCACGUGCAGCUGGCCUUUUUUCCUCCUGGCACGGUGCAUCCAUUGGAACGAGGAGUGGUCCAACAGGUGAAGGGCCACUACCGUCAGGCCAUGUUACUUAAGGCCAUGGCAGCACUUGAGGGCCAGGAUCCCUCAGGCUUGCAGCUGGGCCUAGUGGAGGCUCUGCACUUUGUGGCUGCGGCAUGGCAGGCUGUGGAGCCCUCAGACAUAGCAACUUGCUUUCGAGAGGCCGGUUUUGGAGGUGGCCUUAAUGCCACUAUCACCACUUCCUUCAAGAGUGAGGGGGAGGAGGAAGAGGAGGAGGAGGAAGAGGAGGAAGAAGAAGAGGGGGAGGAGGGUGAAGGGGAAGAGGAGGAGGAGGAAGAGGAGGAAGGGGAGGAAGAAGGAGGGGAAGGAGAGGAGGUUGGAGAGGAAGAAGAGGUAGAAGAGGAGGGUGAGGUUGAUGACAGUGAUGAAGAGGAGGAGGAGGAAGAAAGCUCCUCUGAGGGUUUAGAGGCUGAAGACUGGGCCCAGGGAGUAGUGGAGGCCAGCGGUGGGUUUGGGGGUUACAGUGUCCAGGAAGAUGCCCAGUGCCCCACCCUCCAUUUCCUGGAAGGUGGGGAAGACUCUGACUCAGACAGUGAUGAAGAAGAUGAAGAGGAGGAUGAAGAAGAUGAGGAUGAUGAUGAGGAUGAUGAAGAUGGUGAUGAGGUCCCUGUACCCAGCUUUGGGGAGGCCAUGGCCUACUUUGCCAUGGUCAAGAGGUACCUGACCUCCUUUCCCAUUGAUGACCGAGUGCAAAGUCACAUCCUUCAUUUGGAACAUGAUCUGGUCCAUGUGACUAGGAAGAACCACGCCAGGCAGGCGGGAGUUCGGGGUCUUGGACAUCAAAGCUGAGCUGCUGGACAUAGCUGUGUGCUCCAGCCCAGAUGGGCAGCGCCUGCUCAAGGCAGAGACCUCUGGGCAGUGGCU